UAUUGCUGAAUUUCGCUAUCGAUGCAUUGUUAUCUCAAGAAAUAUAACAAAACGGCUGAGGAAUUCGAUAUCCGAUAUACAAUUCUCUUGCUGAUGUGUUUCAUCGUUCAAGCUGUUCCAUGCGACGAGCCACCCUUAUGUCACUGGUGGAAUGUCUUCUAAGGAGUGCAGAUUUUAAUUCUCUUUUCUACACCUGCAGUUGUUUUUCUCUUUAUGGUGGUAUUUCUAUUAAUAUCUAUAUUACUGAUGGCCAUGCAUUUCUAUCUGUAAGUCGAUACUACACGCUGGAAAGUGUUAAGAAUGAAAAAGUGGAACUGCAUCCACCGUAUUUUUCUUUACUUCUUUCUAAGCGCCAUUGUUCAAGGACGCGACUCCAAAACGAAGAACUUUUACACUUCACGCGCAAAAGGGAAUGACAACUGGUCGUGUGACCAAACAGAACCAUGUCAAACCAUUUGGAGGGCAGUAUCCCUAGCUUCAGAUGGGGAUGUAGUUUACUUGGAUGGCACCGGCACUGGAAAAAAUCCAUACAGCUGUCACUCAACACAAAAUCUGGGAGUUUACAUCAAUAAAAGGCUUGCCUUGAUAGGAACUGGACCCAUGCUUCCUCAGAUACGAUGCUCUGAGGGAACAAGUUUGACAUUCAAUGGUUCCGGAAACGCCUCGCAAAUGAAUGUUACAUUAUCAGGACUACUCGUAAGUGACAGUUUGGUAUACUUCCAUGACUUGUCCGUUAACAUUUAUGGAUGCCAAUUCAUCGGUAGCAAACACGGUGUGAAGUUUGUGAUGAGCAACAGAGAGGUGUCUGAUAUUGUUAUUACCGAUUCAAACUUUUUCGGAAACAAGGAAUGUAUCUCAGUUUUUGUCACGGGUUCAAGGAUUGGAUCUCCAAUUAUAAAACAAAACUUGAUUCUAAAGAAUUCUUCUAUGUCCGGGAACACCAUUGCCGACGGAGGAAAUUUCAUUUCCCUCACAGAGUCUCCUGAUAACAACAAGACUGUAAAUUGUUUUAUUGCCAUGGAAACUGUAACGUUUUCCGGCAACACAUACAACUCAAGAGGUCUCGUUUACCUCCAGUUCAAAAAUGGCGACCAGUACUUUAGAAACCAUAAGGUAAUAUCCAUGAACAACAGGCCAUCAUCAAAUAAGGAAGUAUUGUUGGAUCUUCAGAGGAACAGUGAGUUUAUGUUCGAGUGCCAAAAUGUUACUAUUUCAAUCAACUCAAGCAACUUUAUAUCUCAGAAUGCUAGAACAUUAAACGUGUCGGCAACCAACAUUUUAUUGCAAAUCUCUAAUUCACGUUUCAGCGUUCACCGAUUGGCAAGAUAUGGAGGAGUUGUAUCCUUAAGGGGAUCUAGCGAAUGUGAGUUGAAAAUAUCAAACUCGUCGUUUAUCAACAAUACCGUCAUUUUAGAUAAUGGCGGAGCUAUCGAAGCUGAAUGCACAAAGGUCAGGUGUACUUUAACCAGUAGUACCUUCACAGAUAACACGGCUGUGAAUGGAAAUGGUGGAGCAGUAAAACUCCGUGUUUUCUCCUCUAGUUUCAAUUAUUUAAGAAAAGAGAAUGACAAUAAAGACAAUGAUUUGGUGGUUUUAGUUAGAAAUGUGACAUUCAACAAUUGCAGUGCGCUCUCUGGUGGAGCGUUAAGCAUUGUCUACGAAAGAAGACAUCAUGGUGUUGUAAGUAUUAGCAACUGUCUCUUCAUAUCUAAUGGGGCUCUUGCUGGGAAAGAACCCUUAAGUGGUUAUGGUGGAGCCAUCCAGGUCAGGCCAGCUACUGAUGAUAAAUUAAAAGAAAAACACAGCAAUAUCAAUGUCAUAAUCGGGGGAUCAAUAUUUACCAACAACACCGCAGUUAUAGCAGGUGGUGCCAUUUAUGUAAAAGUGACCGAUCAAAGUAACGUUAUUAUUGAGAAAUCAGAAAUAGAAUGGAGUAGUGGUUUGUUUGGCGGAUGUACCAUUGUUGGACCCACCUCAUCCUUAAAAAUACUUGACUGUACCUUUGCAAAUAACUUAGCCAAUGCUUUAGCGAUAUUUCACAAUGUGAAAAACGUUGAAAUCAUAGAUUCGUCUUUUGUUGGUAAUUAUCCUUUAAGUGGAUCAUUUGGAGGGGCCCUUGUUAUUUCGGAUAGCAAGAAAUGCGAACAGGAACAAUUACAACAGGGAUCAUAUGCGAUCAUCCAGAACACGACAUUUAAAAGUAAUAUAGCAGUGAAUAGUGGUGGUGCUGUGUAUUUGGCCAACUGCAAGACAAACAUUCGGAAUUGUCAGUUUUUUAACAAUUUCGCCCCACGCUACGGUGCUCAUGUAUAUGCGCUAAAAACAAACAGUUUGGCGAUACUAGACAGCAUCUAUAUGCAAACCAGAAACAAACCGCGAUUAAUCAAUGGAAAAAAUUACUCUGACCAUUCUUCACUUAUUGACAUAGUUGAUAUAGAAACACUGGUUGUGUAUAACACAACAGUGGAGGUCAAGGCAUAUAGUCGUGAUAAAGCUUUGAUGAUGGUGACAAGCAUUGUUGGUAAGGUGGAUCUUGGUAACGAAAACUUUGCAGCAGAGUUUACUUGUCCUGUUGGAAGUGAAAUCAAAAUUAAUUGUAUGCCUGGUAUCUUAAACACUCCAGACCGACCUUGUAAAUCUCAUCGUAAUGGCGGUGGAGUCUCUAGUAUUCAAUUAAGAUGCUCUGUUUGUGAGGGAAAUUCCUACAGCCUGGAACGUGGUCGAGCCAAAGGAACCCAGUUGGUGUCACCAGUCCAGUGUCACCCUUGCCCAUUUGGUGCAGAUUGCACUAAGAAUAUAGUUGCCAAACGUGACUUUUGGGGUUUCAAAGAACAGCAAAACUCCUCGCUGCUAAGGUUCACCAUGUGUCCUAUGGGAUAUUGCAGCCAACCAAAGGAAGCAGACUUUCCUGAGUUUAACAGCUGCCAAGGAAACCGGUCUGGCAAAUUGUGUGGAGAGUGUAAAGACAAUUAUGUGGAGACACUUUACUCUACACAGUGUAUACCAUCACAUUGGUGUAAUGAUUACUGGUUCUGGCCCGUGGCGUUGAUUUAUGUUUUUGUUAUGGCAUUGUACCUAACAUUUAGACCUCCUGUGGUACCUUGGAUCAAGCGUCAGAUCUUGUGGUUCAAGCAGAAUGAGCCAGUGGGCCAGGAUGUCAACUUUGAGAAAGGUUAUAUGAAGAUUCUUUUCUACUUCUAUCAAGCAGCAAAUCUUGUUCUUAUCUCUGGCUCGUCCCAGUUGGCUAUCAAAGAUAAAAUCGUUCAACCACUACUUGGCGCAUUCAACUUCAGAUCCGGUUUUCUUCAGGAAUUCAAUUGUCCCUUUACUGGUCUCACGGUGGUAACCGAGCAGUUAUUCUUAGCAUCUCACGUUGUUUGCACGUUGCUAGUAAUAUGUGCUUUGUACGGUGUACUUUGUGGUUUUCAGAGGUUUCGAGGCAAAGGGAAUCCAUCUCCAGGUCCAUAUGUAGGCGGCAUCUUACAAACUACUUUGCUGGGAUAUACAGUCAUAGCCACCAAAAGCUUCAGUUUGUUGCGUUGUGUUGAUAUUGGUGGGGAAAGACGUUUGUUUUUUGAUAGUAACAUUGUUUGUUUUCAAUGGUGGCAAUACCUCUUGAUGGGAUUUGCUUGUGGUCACAUUGUACCGUUUUUGUUCGUCCUCCUUUGGGGCUCUUGUAAACUAUAUUAUAAGACUAUCUCUGCGAAUAAUUUCCUCGUGGCUUGUUUUUUUCCAUUGCCACUUAUAAUCUACUGGUCUUAUGGUUUCUUGCACGGUAAAUUGAGAGGGGCAGUCACAGAAAACGCACCACCGAGCACGGAUUUGAAAAGGUAUUUGGAAAUAGUUCUUUAUGAUUCCUUCAAAAGGCUUGAAAAAGGAAGUGAACUAUCCCUUUGUUGGGAAAGUGUCAUGAUUGGCCGUCGACUGAUCCUUGCUGCACUGAAGUCAUUCGUCAGCGACCCAUUGCCUCGAGUCGUCAUUAUGAAUUUAUUAUGUGUUUUGUUUCUUAUUCACCACACUUUGACUCUGCCAUUUCGUGAUGAUAUUGCCAAUAUAAUUGAGACCAUUUCACUGGCAUCUAUUGUUGUUUUGGGAUCUGCGAACGUGUUCUUUGCUUCGUUCGUGUCGUUAGGUGUUUCAAUCGACAACAAGUCCUUGAGACACUGGUGGAAUGUCUUGCAAAUUAUAGAGCUCGUAAUUCUCAGCCUAGUACCUAUAUGUUUUUUGUUAGUACUGGUCGUGGCUUUUGUCUCUCUGUGGUUCCGGAUAAUCGUUGUGGGUUUUCGUGCUUUGUUCAAAGUCUUGAACUCCUUUAGUGCACGUUCCAAGAGCCAGACGGAAGAGAGAAGAUCGCUGAUAGGUCUAUAAUAUGGGAGCUAGAUGAUGUCCAAACUAUUGUGCAGGCUGCUCGCGAGGAAAAGAACCCAUCCGUAUUGUUCAAUUCCAUUAGGAAAGCAGCAAAGAAGCAAAUAAACAAGCCAUACUUAAUGUCCGCCUGGAAAACCUUUACGUUUAAUUUAGAGCAAGUCUUCUUCCUUUCGAUUUUAGGCUGGGCGUAUGAACACUUAAAGAGGGAAAACUUUUUAUCAGAGCUGACAUUUUUUUGCAUUUGAAAUACGACAACACUCUUCUUGCAAAUACACAAAGGCUCCACUAGUAUUAUGGUUACUGGUCAAGUCGCCCGGAGGUCAUGUCGUCGGGAACCUGAGUCAUUUCGCCCGAGAUUUUAGUCAUGUCAACCGAAGAAAAAGUCAAGUCGCCUGAAAAAGCAAAUACUCAAAAGCUCAGACUUACAGACUGUAAAUAGGCAAUAAAGUUGAGAAAUUUUUAUCACUAAGGCACUCUUUGUUUCCCACAAAACCAUUAUCAGAAUAGAAAUGUGUACCCCUGUCAACUCUAAAAGGCUUUGUUCGUUUCUAGCAACAAAAUAAAGCGCUGCUCGUUUGGUAUUUACUCGUUUCGUACACAGGACGUUUCGUAACCUUGAGAAACUUUACCUUGGUUUCUUAAAACCAUGAAGACUUUGACUACAUAGAAAACGAUCAUAUGGCCAGAAUUGAAAUAUGUUUGAGUGACGAUUCUAAAAACGUUGCCACGGUUCGUUUUUAAUAACAAACAAACGCUUCGGGUGACAUGACCCAGGUUCCGUGCAAUAUGGUUAAUUUCGAUGUUACCACGGCAACUGUUAUCUUUAACUACAUAUUUAUAGGGUGUUUUGAAAUGGUACUGGCAUAUGUAAGUGCUUUUGUGGAAUCAAAAUUUACGCGGUGUAAUGACGAUUAAGAUUUAAAGAUAGAACGUUAGUAGUGUAUUGUUGAGUGUGAAUUAAAGAAUUAAAUAUGUUAUCAUAGACCACAGGCAGCCCAUGCGUAAUGUGUGUGAUUUGAGGCUUUAAAGGCCAUUAACGGGAAUAAAUUUUAAGCGUAGUC
Messenger RNA from Stylophora pistillata, 5429 nucleotides. RefSeq lists its product as uncharacterized. The record is from RefSeq and is a predicted model, not a curated record. Lineage: Eukaryota; Metazoa; Cnidaria; Anthozoa; Scleractinia; Pocilloporidae.